Cryptomeria japonica (Japanese cedar) is the source of this 1806-nucleotide messenger RNA. RefSeq lists its product as uncharacterized. Bases 1 to 1806 code for a protein of 601 amino acids. Lineage: Eukaryota; Viridiplantae; Streptophyta; Pinopsida; Cupressales; Cupressaceae. The record is from RefSeq and is a predicted model, not a curated record. The transcript has a single exon.
AUGCAGAACACACCACAAGGAUGCAAUCUUAGGAAAGCGAAAAAAAGAGAACAAAAUUGUCGCUAUUAUGCACAACAUAGAGAACAAAUCUCUAAAAAGCGUCGCCUGGAGCGAAUGAAACACAAAAUGCUCUUGCCUACACCUCCACCAUGCGACACCCCACAGAUGAUCGAUUCAGAUUCGCCUAUUUUGAAUCAAAGCCUUCCUUUCUCAUCUGGCCAGACCAGUAUUGUAUCACAGCAAAUACAACAACCUUCAUUGCAUAGUAGCAAACUACAACAGAAACAUGUAACACAAAACAGGCAACCUCUAUACCAUCAGACAAUAUUGCAGCCUACAACAACACAACAAUGCACAACAAAUUGUUUCUCUUCUGUGCAGUACAUUCAAACAUUGCAAGCCUUCCGCCAUCGCAUUGAUUCGCUGUCCAUGCUUCAAACAUGUAGUAUUUGUAAGGAAAGAUAUAUUGGAAUGCUGCUAUACGGGAACCAACAACAUAUUAUUUGUUCAAGAUGCUUUUCUGAAAAUGGUGUUCAUCGUUUCUCCUUGGCAAAUAACUUAGACCCAGGCGAGCAACCUGUUGUGUUAAAAAAACUUACACAAGUAGAAGAGAUGCUUAUAGCUAGGGUUGCUCCUGUUUUGCAAGUCAGACAUGGAAAAGGUGGCCAAUACAAAUAUUCUGGUCACACAAUAAGUUUUCCCCAAGAUAUUUCAGAAAUUGCAAAGCUUUUGCCACGAAGACUAAAAGACCUUGAAGUUCUUAUUGUCCACCGAAGUAAUAUACAAGGCACAAAAUAUGAUUGUUAUGUGAAUAAAUUCCAUGUUAUGGAUGCAUUGAGCUAUAAAAUACAACAUGACCAGUACUAUAAUGAUGUUGUCAUAGACUUUGAUGCUGUCAACCUGCUUCCUAAUACUACAACAGAUAUAUCAAAUAUGCUAUGCUCUUUAGAAGAACAUAUUGAUGUAACAGGUAUUCCACCAACAGAAGACCUUCUGGACAAUUGCAAUGAAUAUGAUGCAAAUAUGGCAUCAUCUUUUGUUCCAAAACUGCCUACUCCACCCCGCGAACUAGAUACAGUUAAGAGAACCUUGCAGUUAGAUGCUAAUACUAAUAAUAAUAUCCCUUGGCCUGAAAUAAACUUGUCUCUGAUAAAUGAAUAUAAUACAAUAGGCUUGUUAAGCAUGGCAUUCCCAACCCUUUUCCCAUCUGGAGUUGCACUUCCACUACAGCCACGUAUCAAGUAUGUUCAUUUACAUGAAUAUGCUCUCCACUUACUUAGAUAUGCUGAUCAAAGAUUUGGGCAGCAUGUUAGAUUCCGGUAUUAUAUUUACAAUCUAAUUAUGAGACAUCGUUCGCAACAAUCUGCAGCUAUCUUCAUUAAAACUAAUUUGGGAGAGUCUGUCCCAACCACUAUCGAAGCACUCCAUGGACGAUUGCAAAACACUCCUGAUGAUCAGCUGCCUAGCCAAUUGUUGCGCUUUGGUGCAACGCUUCGAGGCACCCGUGCAUAUUGGCGUAAAUCUAGAAAAGAGCUUACUGCAAUGAUCUCCCAAUUGGGGCCCCCAACAUUGUUCUUUACAUUAAGUUCAGCUGAUACCAAAUGGCUUGAUUUGCAUAGGGUUUUCUCUGAAAAUGAUGGCCAAACCACACAGUUUACAAGAAAACAACUUACAGACAAUGUGAUCUGCAAUCCACAUAUAACAGCAUUAUACCUUCACCACAGAUUUAUAAUAUUUCGUGAAGAAAUUAUUCAAAAGUUGUUCCAAGCAAAGGAUCAUUGGUAUAGGUAUGAAUGGCAACAUUGA